Messenger RNA from Sphaeroforma arctica JP610, 787 nucleotides. RefSeq lists its product as hypothetical. The transcript has 6 exons. The record is from RefSeq and is a predicted model, not a curated record. Gene Ontology annotation, biological process: potassium ion transmembrane transport; regulation of membrane potential. The annotation marks the transcript as partial. Gene Ontology annotation, molecular function: voltage-gated potassium channel activity. NCBI's taxonomy places the organism in Eukaryota, Ichthyosporea, Ichthyophonida.
GCCAAACAUUCGGGCAAGUCUGUUUGUCUUGAUGUCAGAUUUUCUGAUGCGUGUGUGGAUAUUUCUUGCAAAACAUUCGAUGGGGUCUAUCCACACGUCAGUUACUACAACGACAGUGCGGAAUUGUUCGAGGACGCGGACUUCAGCACGCAGUACACGUACAGCUAUUACUACAUCGUGGUUACCAUGGUAACGGUGGGAUAUGGAGAUAUCACACCCAAUACACUGAAUCAAAUUUGGUUUGCAAAUGUCAUCAUGGUGGUCACAGGUUUCUUCGACGCGUUUAUCUUUGGUUACGUAGUGAUGCUGGUUUCCACCUUCUACUCCGAUAAUGUGGCCAACAUUGCGAAGAACAAGCAUAUUCUCCAGUAUAUAGAAAACAACAAUCUCCCGAAGCAAGUAGAGAGGCGUAUCUGGCACUAUACAACGCACAAAGACAACCUCAGACACCGCUUUGACGUCGAACAUGUCUUCAACGGCUAUCCCCCGCAUCUGCUGAAGGAAAUCAAGCUCUACUCGCACUUUGACAAGGUGGUACGUCUAUUGGGUACCAACAUACCCGUGGACGUUUGUCUGCGUUUAGCGUCUCGCCUGCAAUGGACAUACUGUGUAAUUCAGGAACAAUGGGUGGAGGAUGGCUUGUUUGGCGACCACGCGUUCUAUCUUAUGCGGGGGCAAAUGACCGUGUUCCACGGCGACUGCUGUGUUCGCGAGCUCACUGGACCGGCGGAUCUAUGGUAUGGAUCGGACAUGCUCUUUGGCCCCAAAAAGAAACACGAGGUGUGUG